AUGAUUCGCAUAUUUUCUCUAAUAUUUCUUUUUGUCUAUUUACAUUCAGUUACUCUUGCCGAUGAUUUAAUUUUGGUUAAGCUCGGUGAAAACGCGACUAUUCCACUUCCAGUCAGCGCCAAUUAUCGGAGAAUCGUGAAAGAUGUCGAUUAUAAGGAUGAAGAGCAUCUCUAUAGAGUUUGUAAUGGGAAAAACAAGGCGAAAUGCGGGUAUUGGGAAAAUGUGAAGACCAAGAAGAAGAUGGCUUCCGGAAAAACGAUCUACAACAAGAACAAGAGAACCCUGAUAGUCCGAAACAUGCUGGCAACCGAUUUCGGCGAUUAUAUGACUGGAAACAAGAAGCAGAAAAAGACAGUGAUAAAGUUGAUUGUUAAGGGAUAA
Molecule: messenger RNA, 381 nt
Organism: Caenorhabditis briggsae
Lineage: Eukaryota; Metazoa; Nematoda; Chromadorea; Rhabditida; Rhabditidae
Exons: 3
Coding region: 1-381 (126 amino acids)
Source: RefSeq, a predicted model, not a curated record